Daucus carota subsp. sativus is the source of this 1923-nucleotide messenger RNA. RefSeq names its product 3-ketoacyl-CoA synthase 12. Bases 150 to 1541 code for a protein of 463 amino acids. Gene Ontology annotation, molecular function: acyltransferase activity, transferring groups other than amino-acyl groups. Gene Ontology annotation, biological process: fatty acid biosynthetic process. Lineage: Eukaryota; Viridiplantae; Streptophyta; Magnoliopsida; Apiales; Apiaceae. The transcript has a single exon. The record is from RefSeq and is a predicted model, not a curated record. Gene Ontology annotation, cellular component: membrane.
AAUGAAAUUUAUUAAAGUCCCAUGAACUCCCUGUAACCCCUUUUUAUAAAUUGCUUUGUUGCAAAUCUUGGACAUCAAAGCAAGUGUUUUUGAAUUCUUGUGAAUAGAAGAGACUUGAAACAUUCCCCUCUUCUCAUUUUCUCAUUUUCAUGGACAAUAUUCUGUUUUUCUUGUACUCUCUUCCACUAGUAUGUUUAUUCUUCUUACUAUACAAGGUCAUUGAUCAAAGAAGGCACCAAUGCUGCUACAUCUUGAACUAUCAAUGCUACAAACCAUGCGACGAGAGGAAGCUUAAUACCGAGUUCUGUGGAGAGGUAAUCAAGAGGACCAAGAAUUUAGGGCUCAAUGAGUACAAGUUCCUCUUGAAAGCCAUUGUUAGCUCCGGCAUUGGGGAAGAAACGUAUGCCCCGUGGAUGGUUAUCAAUGGGAGAGAGGACAAUCCUACUUAUGAAGAUGCCAUCUUGGAGAUGGAAGAGUUUUUUUGUGACAGCAUUGAUAAGGUUUUGUCGAAAACAGGCCUUUCUCCGAGGGACAUUGAUGUACUAGUUAUCAAUGUGUCGAUGCUGUCUACGAGCCCGUCUUUGGCUUCUAGGGUUAUAAAUAAGUACAAGAUGAGGGAUGAUGUUAAGACCUACAAUCUCACUGGAAUGGGAUGUAGUGCUAGCUUGAUAUCGAUCAAUAUUGUUCAAAGCAUCUUCAAGUCUCGAAAGAAUGUGAACGCUCUUGUCGUGACAUCAGAGUCCUUGACCCCUAAUUGGUAUACCGGCAACAAUAGAUCCAUGAUUCUUGCUAAUUGUUUGUUCAGAUCGGGAGGUUGUGCAAUGAUUUUGACGAACAAGGUGGCUUUAAGGAGUAAGGCCAUUUUUAAGUUGAAAUGCUUGGUUCGAACACAUCAUGGUGCGAAAGAUGAAGCUUAUGGUUCAUGUAUACAGACGGAGGAUGAGCUGGGGCGUGUAGGGUUUCAUCUCGGGAAGAACCUCCCAAAGGCGGCUACUAGGGCUUUGAUUGAUAACCUAAAGGAGAUAUCUCCGAGAAUCUUGCCAGUAAGAGAGCUUCUUCGCUUCGCCAUUCUUUCAUUUGCUUAUAAACUGAACAAAGGCUCUUCAAAAGGAGGAGCAGCAAUUAGGCCAAUGAUCAACUUCAAAUCAGGAGUUGAUCAUUUCUGCAUUCACACAGGUGGAAAGGCGGUGAUCGACGGAAUAGGCCAGAGUCUAGGUCUGAGUGAGUAUGACCUGGAGCCGGCGAGGAUGACGUUACACAGGUUUGGUAAUACUUCUGCUAGUAGUCUUUGGUAUGUUUUAGGGUAUAUGGAAGCGAAAAAGAGGUUUAAGAAAGGUGACAGGGUUUUUAUGAUAAGUUUCGGGGCAGGGUUCAAGUGUAACAGCUGUUUGUGGGAGGUUUUAAGGGAUUUAGAUGAUGGAAAUUGCUGGAAAGAGUGCAAUAUUGAUACAUACCCUCCAAAAACCCUAACAAAUCCCUUCAUGGAAAAGUUUGGUUGGAUUCAAAAUGAAGAUAUCAGCACCUUCAAGUUUCCAGAGUGAAGGGUAAGAGAACAACAUACACAUUCUUCUCCCUGGUUUCAAAAUAGUUGACUCAAAUUAUUAUAAAGACACAUAAAAAAUGUACUUUUGAUUAAAUUCUUUUUUUUUAUCAUCAUUGAAAUUAGUUUUGUUUUUUAUAUUCAUGCGGUGGAUUUGCAUAUUGUUUGAUAUGUUGUGUAGCAUUCACAGAGAAUUAAUAAAGAUUGUUAUGAUCAGUGAUUGUUUUUUUAUUGAGAAUAGGGAUAAACACAAUUGCAGUUUGUUUAUUACUAGCUGGUGCAACUUUAGGUAAAGUUUACCAGCUUUUUUGUACAGUUGAGUAGUGAUUCAAUUCUGUGUUUAUGAGUAUGUACGUACCUUCUAUCAGUGACCAUUCAAGUUA